Messenger RNA from Mytilus trossulus (common blue mussel), 4398 nucleotides. RefSeq lists its product as uncharacterized. Gene Ontology annotation, molecular function: protein binding. Gene Ontology annotation, biological process: signal transduction. The record is from RefSeq and is a predicted model, not a curated record. The transcript has 9 exons. NCBI's taxonomy places the organism in Eukaryota, Metazoa, Mollusca, Bivalvia, Mytilida, Mytilidae. Bases 2 to 2974 code for a protein of 990 amino acids.
UAUGUUGAACAAACUGCUUGGCAGCGGAAGCUACCAAUCUUUUGACAUGCGCUGCAUGGUAACUGGCCAGUUCGCUACUGGGAAAUCAAGUUUAGUCAAGCUUUUAGUUGGGGAUAAUGUUCCAGAAGGGCGGCAUGCCACUGAUGGUAUUUCCCUCGUUGAAGGUCGCUGUGGACUUGAUAUAGAGACAAGAAACUGGAUCAUGAUUGAUCCAGGAACAUAUAAUGCCUUGGAUGUAGUAUACAAUAAGGUUUUAAUGACCUCUGUUGAAAAGGAUGAAAGAAAACAAACAAAAACAUCAAGAAAACAUAAAUCUGAUGCAAACAUUGGUGAACUUCCAAAUAAAGACGAUAUUCAUUCUCAGAAGUCAGAAGCUACCAAGUCAACAUAUGUUCCUGUGAACCUCUCAUGUGAGCCUUCUACACAGCCGCUAGCUACCAAGUCGACAUAUUUCCCUGUGAACCUCUCAGGUGAACCCACUACACAGCCACAAGCUACCAAGUCAACAUAUUUACCUGUGAACCUCUCAGGUGAACCUUCUACACAGCCACAAUCUACCAAGUCGACAUCUUUCCCUCUGAACCUCUCGGGUGAACCCUCUCAGCAGCCACAAGCAGCCCAAUCUUUGUCAAAACAGAUUUCCUCUAUUGAGUCUAAAAAACAGCAAAUGAAGAAGAAAAUGACAACUAAAAUGACCAAAAAAGAAAUGAGAAAGAAAAUGGAAAAGGUCCUCAAAACUGGUAAAUAUGAAAUGAAAGUUGGCAGACUCAUUUUCUGGGACUUUGGUGGACAGUAUGUCUAUUAUACAACACACCAGACAUUCAUGACUUUCAGAGCGUUGUUUCUAGUAGUUUUUGAUGGAAGUAAAGGAUUGAAUGAAGAAAUACCUGAUGUACUGUGUUUUCCAGGACAGCACAUGACACCAACCCCAGCAGUCUUUUUACUGCACUGGGUAAACUCAAUCCUGACCUAUUGUAAGGUGGUGUAUGCUGGCAUCCCUAAGAUCUUGUUUGUUGCCACCCACAAGGACAAGGUACCAGUGGAGAAUGUUGAAACCAGACGUGCACUAUUGUACAGUGAAGUUGAGGAAUUAUUUAAAGACCACGAGGGAAGAAAUCAUCUUGUCCUUGACAAACAAAUAUUUGUCAAUGCAACUGAUAAAGAUGAUAUAGAAAUUAAAUCAUUAAAGAAAGCCAUCACAGAGCUUACUUUCGAUCAUCCUUGUUGGGGAGAGGACAUGCCGAACGCUUGUGUUCCCCUUGAACUGGAGAUUGCUGAAAUGGUAGCUUCAGGAAAGCAAAUCUUGUCAUUGGUAGAACUUGAAGAAUUGAAUUCAAUCAGCAAGGUGUCCGUUCUGGAUUUUGAACAACUUCAUGAUUUCUUACACUUCCAUCAUUCCCUUGGGAAGAUUAUCUACUUCGAUACCCUUCAGCUCAGGAAUUAUGUUAUAAUUAACCCGCUACUCAUGGUGGAGGUAAUGAGAUCAUUUGUGACAGACAUAGGAUUUUGGCCAAAGAAAAGAAGAAUGCAGGUAAUAUUCAGUAGAAUGUCAGAAAGUGGAAUCAUACACCGAGAAGACCUGUAUCAGAUUUGGGAACAAAAGGAUUUCCGUCCAAUUUUACCGUACAAAGAGUUUAUAUUCAACAUCCUCAUUCAUUUAGAUAUUCUGGCAGAGCAAAGAAGAUAUGACACAGGUACAGGAUGUCGGUUACCAGUAGAGAACUUCUUUGUUCCCUGUAUGGUUACAGAAAGAAACACAACCAGCUUUAUGGAAAAAGAAUGUACACCAGAGAAAGCAAUAUGCCUAGCCUUUGUUUUUAAAGGAACUGUCAUACCACCAGCUUUGCCCAACCGUCUGAUCAGUGCGUGUCUGAGCAUGUGGACUCUGAAGCAAUAUGAAGGGAAAAAAAUCCUCUUUUCAGGAUUUAUUGUAGUAUCAUUUGACAAGGCACAUGAUGUUGUAGUAUGUGUCGAAGGCAACCAGAUUCUUCUUUAUAUAGUCCAUAAAACCUCGGCUGGACUUAUAGUACCAGAUAUUGCCACUGCAGUAAAGGAAUGCUUGGUUACAACAAUGGAAAGAAUAUCAGAUUUCUAUCAGUCCACAAUCCAUGUAAAACACGGCCAACAAUUACCGUUCCAUCUUGAAUAUUCAUGUUUUGAAUUGAAAUGCUUCAUUAGUGAAGAGGUAGCUUUGCAGACCAAUGAAUGGGUUUGUAACAAACAUAAACUUACACACAGACAAGGAAACUGGGUUGUUUGGAAUCAAGAUAAGAUAAAAGAACAGUGUGAACUACAUUGUCCAGGUUUUCAAGAUAGUGCCUUAAAUCAAAUUCCGAGUGACAUUGAACUUCAUCGAUUAGCAGCAGGAUGUGACGAAACCACAAUACGAGAGUUGGCCAUACAUCUUGGUAUGACUCUUCAAGAUUGGGAUACACUUAGAUCUAAUAAUGCUCAGAUUGAGAUUGUGAAGUAUAGAAUACUGGUCAACUGGCGGGAAAAAUACUCAGGAAGAUUUAGCAGAAUAGCAAAAGCUUUAACAGAUAUGGACUUACCGGUCCAUACACUGUGUCAGGUUAAAAGAGAAAGAAGAGCAGAGACAGACAUUCCUUUGGAAUAUCUAGAUUGUAUACCGACGGAUGAGAUACUAGAUAAACUAGCACCCCAAAUUGGUCAAGUAUAUUUUCAACUUGGUGCUGCCAUCGGGUUGUCAAUUGGAACCUUGGAAAAUAUUCAGAGCAAUAAUCCCAGAGAUUUAGCAGCUCAAAAUAGAGAGGUAUUAUUCGCAUGGAGAGAAGACAAAACAGUUAAACCUACAAUACGAGUACUGGUGCAGGCUUUAGUAAACAUUGGGAGAGGAGCUCUUUGUUUACAGGAAGUUUUAACGUAUGUGGAUCCUAAUACCCUUAGAGAAUCAGAAAAAGUGGGAGAUAAAGGUGCAAUAUCCAAGAAAUCGAACAAAUGUUCAAUAGCUUGAAAGUGGACACCACAGAGUAAAGUUAGAACAACAAUAAUGCAAUAUGGAAAAAGUUCACUACAGCUAAGGUGAAACCAAGUAAAGUGCAUUCCGGCCUUAGUGCUUCUAAAAUACCUUCACUUUUGCAUUUUACUUGUUCCAUAUAUUCUGCGUGCAGCAGGGGACAUAGGCAUAGUCCUUGCCUGUAUAUAUAUAUUUGUCCUUCCAUCUGAUACAACAAUGCUAGGAGACUGUUUGACAGAAAGCUUUCAUACAUGUUUCUUAUCCUUUUUUUCAUAGAUUUGUUUUCGUACUGUAUUCAUAUGUUAUUCAGAUUUCACAAUUGAAAGUGGAUUUAAUAAGAUUUUUUUUGACAUUGUAACGCAAUUAAUUUUUUGGGGGGAAUUGGUUAGAUCAGUAAAGACAGAAUAAACUCAUGUUUACUGUUCCAGUAUUAUGUUACUUGAAUGUUUAAAAAUUGCAAAAUUUUGAUGUUUCUGGAUAAUCAAUGGAUAAAAUCAUUUUUGUAAUUGAUUCCUAAAAUACUGGAAUAGUGGCAAGCUCGUGCAAUAUAAAACAAUACUCUAAACAGUAUGAAUGCAAUUAACCAUACUGUUGAAAAAUGUAUGCAUUCUUUAAGUGUAUGUUCUCUUAUAUGAUGAAGUUAUAUAAUAAUGCAGAUACUGUUCAUUUUGUUAAAUAGUUUGCAUAUAUUAACAUGAACAUGGAUAUGAUUAUUUUUACCCAUUCUGAGAAUAUUUCAUUAACUUCAGGACUGCUUGUUCAAAUCUUUUGUCUUUAAUAUAAAAUUUUUAAUUACAACUAGAAACAGGUUGUGUAACUUCUUAGUUUCCCUUUUGCACCAGCAAUGAAAGCUAACUUAAGUAAAAGUUUCCUCUUCCUGAAGCAGGGAGUAUUUACUAAAGAACUUGCUAAUGACCUCGAUAUUUAAAGAGAAGGAUUAUCAUGAAUAUGGUGUACAUGUAUUUCAGCAGAAGCAUGCCAGACUCAGCCGUAUAUUUCUAUAUUUCAACAAACAGUGACAUGUUUGUGUUAUAAUCACUGGUCAGAAUGAAGAAUAAGGAGAUAAUUUGUGAUUCAAUGAGAAAACUAUCCACCGAAUAGUAUGAUAAUGUGAAUUUAAGCAACUAAACCCCUACAUGAAAAAAUGUGAAACAAUUCAAUCUGAUUUAUGAUGAAACAAAUAACUCAUAAAACGGUGGAUUUUAGCGACCUUCACUUCCCAUGAGGGUCCAACAUGGUCGGUUUUCAUCUUUUUUAAUCUUUAUUUAUUGCAAAAGUACAUAGCUAAAAGGUUAAAUUGUCUCCCUUUAUAUAGGACACAAUCUAUAUUAUAAGUACACAUAGUAUUUAUGAUGAAAUUUAUAUAUAUAUGUUCACCAUAACUUUAAAAUGUAAACAAGCUACUUUUUUUGUGUGAUUAU